CUUUGGCAGAUGAAGCAGGAUCUGCUGUGGAGAGGAGGUAACAAGAAAAGAGACUCUUCCCUCUUGUCCCUUCAUCACAGACAGUUUCUCAUGUGUCAGUGCAAAAGCUGAACCCACUUCACUUUACGGGGUCUGGGUAUAAACUGCGUGUGAGCAGCCAUCGGCUGCAGAUGCUGAGGAAGCGCCUGAACCCCCGAGUGCCUGAAGGCAGCGUGGCACGCAGAACAACUUUCCUGCCCUGAUAAGAGGAGGAGGGUGUUCUAAAUGUCAGCAACGCCUCAAGAGGUACAGGAAGUAUAAAAGAGAAUUUCCCAAAGAGGGUCUCUGGCGGGAGCUGCUGCGCGUUGAGGCUGCGCUGGAACAUGCGAUGCUUUUGCUAAGCUUGUGACUUCAUCUCUGAUUGAAACAAGACCAUGGAUGGUGGCAAGCAGUUAAAGGUCACCCUUGUUUUCAGCCUUCCUCUAAUUUUUCAGUUCUGUGCCGGGAACAACGUCACCGAUGACUAUGACUCCAACACCACCAUCGACUACACCAUGUUUGAGAUCCUGUGCGAGAAGGAAGAAGUCCGGAACUUCCGUGCUGCCUUCCUCCCAGCCAUGUACUCCCUCAUCUGCUUCACGGGGCUGCUGGGGAACGGGCUGGUGAUGCUCACCUACAUCUACUUCAAGAGGCUGAAGACCAUGACAGACAUCUAUUUGCUGAACCUGGCUCUAGCAGACAUCCUCUUCCUGCUGACCCUUCCCUUUUGGGCCACAAGCGCAGCCAUGCACUGGCUUUUUGGGGAGUUUGCCUGCAAAGCCGUCUAUUGCAUCUGCAAAAUGAGUUUCUUCAGCGGGAUGCUGCUCCUCCUGUCCAUCAGCAUCGACAGGUACUUUGCCAUCGUCCAGGCUGCCUCAGCCCACCGCUUCCGUCCCCGGAUGAUAUUCAUUAGCAAAGUCACAUGCAUCCUUAUUUGGGUCCUGGCCUUCAUCCUCUCAAUCCCUGAGCUGGUUCACAGUGGUAUAAAUAACUCCAACAGCCAGCCCCGUUGUUCCAUCAUCGCUAAUGACUUGCAGACCUUCAACGCUGGCAUCAAAGUGUCCCAAAUGGUUUUCGGCUUCUUAUUUCCCCUACUGGUCAUGUCUGUCUGCUACCUCAUCAUCAUCAAGACAUUACUCCAGGCCCGCAACUUUGAGAAGAAUAAAGCCAUCAAGGUCAUCAUUGCCGUGGUAAUUGUCUUCAUUGUCUUCCAGCUGCCCUACAACGGUGUCAUGCUGGCCAAGACCAUCUCGGCCUUCAACCACACCAGCUCGUGCGAGGAGAGCAAGAAGCUUGACAUGGCAGACGACGUGACCUACACUCUGGCCUGCUUCCGAUGCUGCCUCAAUCCCUUCCUCUACGCCUUCAUCGGCGUCAAGUUCCGCAACGACCUCUUCAAGCUUCUGAAGGAGCUGGGCUGCCUGAGCCAGGAGCGCCUCUGGCAGUUGUCCACCUGCCGUGAGAGCAAGAGGUUUUCCUUUGCCAUGGAGACAGAGACAACCACCACCUUCUCCCCAUGAGCCGAGCUCCACGCAGGCUUUGACCGAGGUGGAGCAGUUUUGUACACUUCCUCUAUUCUGAAUUACUGGUAGAGCGAGACCUGCCACUACUGCAGGAAAGGCAGCUGCAAGAGGAAAACCAGGAGCCUCCCCAUGUUUCAGGCAGCUAGCACUGCUAGCCACUACUCCCGUGGAUGGAGAGACUUCAAUAAAGCUGUGACUAAUAGCAAAACAAGGGAAAGGGAGACCGGUGAGUCUAGAAUUUAUCAUGCCAUUUCACCUUUAUUUUAGUCUUUCCUAUCAAAAUAAGAAAUGCUCAGAGUAGAACAGUUUCCUUUAAAGCAAGAAACACCCAGAGAAACAGACAUUUGUGCAACAGAAUUGCUUGGUUUAGAGCUAAAUUUCCAAGAGCAUCAUCCUUGCUUUGAACGUUGCUUUUAACAAGACUUCUCUUGCUCUUCCAUAUCCACAAAAAUAUGAUCCCUGCUGCACUGACUCAGUCUCCAAGACUAAACAGCAACGAAGUAUCCUGGCACACGCCUCUCUGCUCUGCCUUCCCCCAUGAGAAAUUUCCAUAACUAAUAUUAAAUCCAUACAUAUCAUAUACAUCAUUUCUAUAACUUUGUAUAUUGUUGUGGCAACUCUUACCUUUGUUAGGCAAAAUACAAAUUGCACCUCGCUGCUGCCUGUAGCGACGAUAGCUGGUGUUUCACCAGUAAAGAAGGCGCAUCCUAAGAAGCACAAGUUAUCGCAUCCCAAUAUUGACUUGAAUUCUUUAGAAAUGCUGCUCCACUCCGGAAAUAAAGUCUCCUUUAGCUUCUGAAAGGGCAUCUGCCUGCUCAAGGCUGAUGGAGGGAUAGCUAGCACAGUCUAGAUUCAGGCUUUUUGCACAAGGAAAAAAGUUAGUUGCAAGCUCCAAAUAGCUUAAAUGUGGAAAGACAUUGAUUAAGAAACAGACACUUCUGCAUCAAUCCUGCCAGGUGCUUAAAAUACAUUUUUAUCACCCAGCCAUCCAGCCUGUGCCAGUAUCGUCCUUACUCCUGACGUGCUGUGGGACUGUUUACUCGCUUGAUAUAAAGCACGUAUUUUAGCAGACGGGUGCCAGAAUCCUCAGAAUUUUAAAGAUUCAAACCCAGGGCAAAUACAUAUGCAUUUCUUAAGGUAAAACACUCCAAUUCAGCAUAGAGUUGUGCCUAUGGUCAACCACUUCAGUCCGCCAGCAUCUGAAGUUUGCUCAUACCUAGCUUUAUCAUCUGCUGCGAACACAGUCUGCCGAUUUUUCACAUACGUGUGGGGGCCUUCUGCGCUACUGCUCGCUGACCUCAAGAGAUAAACACGAAUGUGGGUUUUCUUCUCCCUUCCCAAUGAACGUGUCUUUCUAGAAGGACCUUAGCAGCUGGCUUUUGAGACAGAUAUCUAUUUCACUUAUAAGCUAUUGAAAACAUGUUUUGCAUUCGUGCUGUCAGCGCUAAUAAAGAUGUCAUUCACUGCGGUUUGAUUUAAAUGCAAAGGACAGUCACGUGUGGAAGAUUACUGCCAGGGUCACGUACGUGAAAGGAACACAGCAGCUGAACAACAGAUUAUUGUCAUGUAAAAUAAGACCUUGAAAAGAAGCGCAGGAUGUAAUGCCAGUUGGUGCAUUUAACUCGGAGAGCGAAGAUUCCUGCUGACAGAUGAACACCCUGGGAACUGCUGUCGUGGGACAUCUGAAUGGCAACUGGGGAGGAGCUGCUGCAAUUUUUUGUGUGUCUGUGAUUGACUUGCGUGCUCUGAUCCCCAAAGCCAGACAUCAACGGCAGAAGGUCUUGGCCAGGAACCGGAGCGGGGCAGGAGGGGCUGGCUCAGCAGAGGUGUGUAGCCUCACGCCCCGGAGCGGCAGGUGAACAGUUUUCUGUUCAGUGGACGUACAGAGCCGCGCAGAGCAAAACACACUUACUGAAAAGACAUUUACACCUUUUUCAGUACCAUGCGUGGAUCCAUUAGGAGUGAUACAGGGAACUCUCUGGAUCACAGGUCAAAAAAAAACCCCAUUGCUUUAGAGACAUGAGAACUGAAAACAGCCUUCCAAAGAAAGAAUUCAAUUAGCUGGUUUUGAGACAACAUGCCAGUUAUAUAGCUGGCUGCCAUCAUAAUUAAAUAAAUUCUUCACGAACCAUUUGGCUCUGGGGUAUGGGAUUUUGCCAAGAGCUGGGAUUCAGGAAGAAAGCUCAUUCGGCUCCGUGUUACCUGUCUACGCUGAAGUACAAUUCCAUCCAACUGUUUAACGCAUUUUCUUUUAUAAUGCCCGUGUAACAUGUACAGAAGUGCUGCUUCUCUGUCAUAUGAAAUGGGGGGUUAUGACUGACACUGAAUAGUCAUUUAUUCUUGGUUUGUUCCUAUAGUCCUUACUCAGGCGAGACACUCACCUAACAAGAACUUUUCCAGAGCAAGGAAUACCCAAUAACACAGGGUCUUUUUUGUUUUCUUCAUCAGUAACAAUACAUUCUUAACGUAUAUCCAGAUAUGUAAAGCUGCUUCACACAGAAAAUGUUAAAUAUGUACAUGAAUGUACCCUGAAAAUACACUGCUUGACUAAAACUUUUUAUGCAAAAUACAUUCAUCUAACUUAUUCUAGCAAGGACAGUUGCUUCACCAAAACGUGCAAUUGUACUUGUCUCCUGUUUGAUAAAAGCCAUUCCCCUGCUACAGGCUGAGAAGUCUUCAGGUUUUUAUCGACUAGAUGUAUUCUAAGUAAGAAAACAUGCAGCUGCUUCUAUCCAGAUGAGAUACCAAAAGCAUCAUCUGGGACAGCUGCAUCUGGUGCCUCCUCAAUGAGACAGCGGCGACUUCAGAGUACAUGGCUUUCCCCCCCCCCCCCGAAUUUGACAGACAGAACAAAUUUGCCACUUAGUUAGAUGCAUCAUGCUAACACUGGCCUGAGAUCCUAACUUG
Molecule: messenger RNA, 4448 nt
Organism: Grus americana (Whooping crane)
Lineage: Eukaryota; Metazoa; Chordata; Aves; Gruiformes; Gruidae
Gene: CCR7
Product: C-C motif chemokine receptor 7
Exons: 3
Coding region: 414-1538 (374 amino acids)
Biological process (GO): chemotaxis; immune response; G protein-coupled receptor signaling pathway
Cellular component (GO): membrane
Molecular function (GO): C-C motif chemokine 19 receptor activity; chemokine (C-C motif) ligand 19 binding; chemokine (C-C motif) ligand 21 binding
Source: RefSeq, a predicted model, not a curated record